Messenger RNA from Chelmon rostratus (copperband butterflyfish), 1168 nucleotides. Its product is annotated as gap junction delta-2 protein. Gene Ontology annotation, biological process: cell communication. Gene Ontology annotation, cellular component: connexin complex. Lineage: Eukaryota; Metazoa; Chordata; Actinopteri; Chaetodontiformes; Chaetodontidae. The transcript is spliced from 2 exons. The record is from RefSeq and is a predicted model, not a curated record. The coding region runs from base 254 to 1168 and encodes 304 amino acids.
CGGCACACACAGCAGGACGCUCACUGGCGCUGCGCGCUCAGCACAUAACCAACCAGACGGCGCGCAGAGAGACGGAGAGAAACGGGGACGGCGGCAGCAUCCCGUGACGGAUGCAUUUUUUAGCUCAAAUCGGACGCUUUGGAGACUGACAACAACGAGACUCAGAGAGAAGCAGGACGGGAAAUAACGCGCUUUUUUUGGAGGGAUUUGAACAGAGUGCCGUUGUGCUCUUGUCUUCUCCGGAUGCUCAGAAAUGGGGGAAUGGACUAUACUAGAGAGGCUCCUGGAGGCUGCUGUCCAGCAGCACUCUACUAUGAUAGGAAGGAUCCUACUAACAGUGGUGGUCAUCUUCCGGAUUCUAAUCGUAGCAAUAGUUGGAGAGACUGUCUAUGAUGACGAGCAGACCAUGUUUGUUUGUAACACCUUACAACCGGGCUGCAACCAGGCAUGCUACGACAAGGCAUUUCCCAUUUCACACAUUAGAUAUUGGGUUUUUCAGAUCAUCAUGGUGUGCACCCCGAGCCUUUGUUUCAUCACGUACUCGGUGCACCAGUCGGCCAAGCAGAAGGAGCGGCGGUACUCCACAGUCUAUCUGACACUAGACAAGGAUCAAGAUUCACUGAAGCGAGACGAGAGCAAAAAGAUAAAGAACACCAUUGUUAAUGGAGUACUUCAGAACACGGAGAACUCCACCAAAGAAGCCGAGCCGGACUGCUUAGAAGUCAAAGAGAUCCCUAAUUCGGCCAUGAGAACUACAAAGUCCAAAAUGAGGCGGCAAGAGGGCAUCUCCCGGUUUUACAUCAUCCAGGUGGUUUUCAGAAACGCGCUGGAGAUUGGCUUUUUGGUGGGCCAGUAUUUCUUGUAUGGAUUCAACGUCCCGUCGGUGUACGAGUGCGACCGCUACCCCUGCAUCAAAGACGUCGAGUGCUACGUCUCCAGACCCACGGAGAAGACCGUGUUCCUGGUCUUCAUGUUCGCGGUCAGUGGGUUUUGUGUGGUGUUGAACCUGGCGGAACUCAAUCACUUGGGGUGGAGGAAAAUCAAAACGGCCGUGCGGGGGGUGCAGGCUCGGCGGAAGUCCAUCUACGAGAUCAGAAACAAGGACUUGCCGCGGAUGAGUGUGCCCAAUUUCGGCCGCACUCAGUCCAGUGACUCUGCUUAUGUGUAG